UGAAGGCCAGUUGAGUUUCCAGAGUUAGAUCUAACUGGUCAGAAACUGGGGAACAAGAAAUCCCAAUGGAUCUGUGUGAUAGGCCAUCAAGACUCGCUAACCAGAAAUGCCCAUCACCGAUCCCUUCUUGGAGAGCUCCCCACACCAGACCAUCAUCACCACCAAGAGCAGGUGGGGAGGCUUCCGUCCUCCUCCUCCUAUCCAGUCAGCUGCAGCCUCAGCCCGGAACCUCCUGAUCUCCUGGCACUAUGGUUCGCUACCGAAUAAGGAGCCCCAGUGAGCAUCCACACCAGGGGCCUGGGCAAGACGAUGGACAUAAAGACCAGGGGCAGAGGCAAGGGCUGAGCCCAGAGCGUGUGGAGGACUAUGGGAGGACACAUAGGGGUCACCACCAUCACAGACGGCGCUGCUCGCGUAGGAAGUUGUACCGGAUCCACAGGAGACGCCGGUCAUGCAGGAGGCGGAGACGUUCCUGCCGCCACAGGAGGCGGCAUCGUAGAGGCGGCAGAAGAUGCCGAAGGAGGAGGAGAUGUAGGUGCAGAAAGUGUAGGAGGUACCGCUACUAAAGCCUCGCCAGGCCCAUCCAUCCUGCCUGGAGCCAAGGAAGUCGUCUGCCCAAGGAAUAGCCACCUGCCCGAGCAACGUCACGCGAGGUCACACCACCGUUCAAUGUUGAUGUCUGAACCCUGAGCUGCCAAGAAGCCACGAGAUCUGAGUAAUGAGCAAAGCCACCUGCCAAAUAAAGCUUGACACAAGA
Molecule: messenger RNA, 757 nt
Organism: Myodes glareolus (Bank vole)
Lineage: Eukaryota; Metazoa; Chordata; Mammalia; Rodentia; Cricetidae
Gene: Prm2
Product: protamine 2
Biological process (GO): chromosome organization; nucleus organization; spermatid development
Cellular component (GO): nucleus
Molecular function (GO): DNA binding
Source: RefSeq, a predicted model, not a curated record